GGUCGCUCGUUCGGAGUCCCCCGCGGUCGCCCGGUUACCGGUGUAAACAUUCGCCCGCCGUCGCAGCCCGGCGACCUCCCGCGAUCGAUCGCCGGCCGACCUCUCCGUCGCUCCCGGAUACACAGAGCGGUCGCCACCUGGUCCUCGAUCGAUCGAUCGAUAUAUCGCGUCGCGAUCGGACAGUGCGGUGGCGCCCGGCGCCCUGGUCGAUGAGUCACGCGUGGCUUCCCGCGGAAUCGGCGCCGCGUCGCGAUCCACGCCGAUGCUCCCGGGCGGCGUUUCCCUUGGGCCGUGAGCCCGAUUGGCGGGACCCGCGAGCGCCGCGCGAGGCCGACCGCCAGUCGGCCCUGCGACGCGGCCCGGUGAGGUGCUCGCGGACCCACGUGCGCGCCGAUUCGUGAGAUUCGCGGCCCACGUGGCCCCCCCUGUGUGUCGUGUCUCGCGCGCCCAUUGGCCGACCCACGGCCGAGUCGAGCACGUGCGCGACCGUCUCGUGACUCCGCGACGCCGGCGCCGCGCCUAAACAUCCGCUCCUGGCGACGCCGCGGCGGUCGCUGCACCAGCCUCCCCCCCGCAACGGAUGAUGCGGGAACGACUCGCGAGCCUCGCGGAGGUCUUUCGGUGCUGCUGAAAAAUGCUGUCGAGGUCCAGGUGACGACCGAAUGGAGGUCCUGGAGAACGGAGGGGUGCAAAGGACCCCGCUGAAGGGUCCUUCGAAACGAACGAACGAGCUGAGGAUCGUGGAGUGCAACGACGACGGAGUCGACGCGGUGGACGACGCCUCGGCGACCGAUAAACAGGACAUGGACCCGUACAGGGAACUGGAGCUGUACCUCGCCAAAGUGAACGAGGAGAUCGGCGAGAUCAUCCAAUCGGUGCCGGUGGAGCCGACGAGGAUCUGCGCUCCGGGCAAGCCGGUAGAUCGGAUCGACGCCAGGAUCGACGCCAGGAUCGACGCCAGGGACCGAUCCUACCACGCGAGGUCGCUGCCGAGCAAGUCGAGUCCUCGCCGGAAGGGCCAGAACUUGUCCAGGACCCUAGACAGCUUGGUGGUGGACAAGGACCUGGGCGAGUGGUCGGACGGCAUCCUGAAGGAGUUCAACGCGAUCAUCGCGCGCGAGAUCACCGAGCUGAGCAGGAAUCCACAGGUGCGAGCACCAAGAGGCAAGACCUACCUCAACGGGGUCGAUCCUAAUCAGGAUCGCAUCAUAGGCUACCGCGAGUUGCUCAGCGAGUUCGGCAUAGCCGAUAGCGAGGAGAGCGCCGAAGACGACCCCAGGUUAGAGGGUCUCGAUGGCGGGGAACUACACCUCGGAGUGUCCCUAGAUAGAGCGCAGAGGGAGCAGUCUUGCCGAAAUCGCGGGGGUCCCUGCAGCAGCUUCGAGGACCACAGGAAGAAGAGGCACCGCCGCGAAGGUCGCGCCUGCGAUGCGCAGGUGGACCGGUCAGGAACCGGUGGUCAGGUGGUGGACGGUCCUAGUCCACCUUCCGACCUGGAGCGCGCCAGGAGGAGGCACGCUGCUCAUCCGAAGCGCGUCCGUCAAGAGCCAAAGAGUGUUCCAGGAGGGGACAAGGGUGCGCAGGUUGAAGCUGGCGACAAAUUGGCUUGUCAGGAGCAAAGCGCUGCCAGACUGCCGCCCCUGCGCCUGGACUUACACAGGAAGACCAGCUUACCCGUCGACCUGGCGGCUACCAGGAGGCGCAGGGCCUGCCAGGGAGCUCAGUGGCCUCCACCCUCCCAGAGAGACCAAGGCUUUCGACGGGGGAACUCCGAGCUGGAUGAAGUCAACGAUCCGGAGAUGAUCAUCAGGUCGAAGUCUCUGGAGUGUUACGUGGCCAGGUCGGCACCUGUGACGCCCACGGAGGAGAACAGGACGCCCUUCUCCAGGAUCCUGGCUAGGAAGAGGAGGAACCCAGUCUUCAUUGAGAACACUGGCCAUGCCGUCCUGGUCAGGGUGUCAUCUCUACCCGAUCAGGACCUCCUUCACCUGUCGAACGAGAGACUUGCCGAGAAGAAGAGGCCCCAGGUCAAGGGGAGUCUCGACAAGAGGGCGGUUUCUCCCCUGACCGUCAGGUGCGACGCCACCGCGAAGAGGCUCUCGGAGUCGGACAGGGACGUCCGGCAUAUCAGUCCGGUUAACUUGAAGAAGUAUGCGUUGCUCGCCAAAAGCAGGGGCAACGACGUCGGGGUCAACUGCCACCUCAAGGAUGCGGCAAGGAACGAGUCCGAUGACAGUGGCGGCAGUGGUAGAUCCAACAAACUGGAGAACGCCGAAGGCUCUGCCAAGAUCUCCGAUGAUGCCAGCUCUAGAUCCGGAUCGUUGCCGAUCUCGCUGCAGUCGCUAUUAUCCCGAUUAAGGAGUGGUUCUGGAUCUUGCUGCCCAAACAGUCCACCGAUGGAGUCGCUUGCCUGCGCGGACAUUGCAACUCAGACCUCACCUGCGAUUUCUCGAAGCUCUAGUUUCACCUGGGUCAGCGACUGCGAUUCGCCACGAGCGGAUCUAAACCUGGACUCGCAAUCUCUCCAGGAUGAGAGUACUUUGGAUCCAGGCUCCCCGCAGGAUACGGUGGACGACGAUAACAGAUCGUCCUCGUCCUCGCAGGACCUUUUACAGAGCAUGGACGAAAUCUCGUCGGGCAGCUUGUCGCCCGAUACGACCGAUAGGACGUCGCCUCUGGAAAGCGGAAUCGGCACGGCUAGUCCUCCAAGAAGUACCGAUCGGCGUUCAGCAAAACCGACAACGUCCAACAAGUGCAACCGCAAGGAAACUUGGGAAAGGAUCCGGCGACGUCCUUCGAAACUAUGCUCGCGGUCGGAGAAAAAUUCCCAAGACGUUUGGGUCAGACGUGAAAGUGUCCAUACGCAGACCAAUGAUAACGAUGAGCAAUAUUUCCGGGAUGCCGUUGAUAGCAGCAGCGAGUUGGAUGACUCCUUGCCAAGGACCAAAGCCUGCAGGCCAACGAAUCUCCCUCUAGGACUGUCCACGGCAGUCAGUAGUUCCCUGAGUUCUGGCGAGCUGCUCGAAACUCCACCACGAGCACCCUCGUCUCCAUCGGCUGCAAGUCUCCAGCUGAAGACGGAACACUUGUCGACGGAGUUGGCAGGCAAAAGUAGCAGCGCCCCCCUUCUGGAGAACAACGACACCCAGAAGAGCAGCAUAGAGCAGCCGAUAUCGCAGCAGCCGAGGUCGCAGUCCGAACGACAGCUGUCAGAAAUCGAAGCCCAGGAAGCGUGCGAAUGGCUGAGGGCUGCCGGUUUUCCGCAGUACGCGCAGAUGUACGAAGACUACCAGUUCACGAUAGACGUGUCCUGCGUCGCGCAGGACCAUCCUUCCUUGGAGGACGCAGCCCUGGACAGUCUCUAUCGGAGGUUGAAGACGCUCAACCGCUGCGCCAACAUGAAGCUGGACACGCAUCACGGCACCAGCCAUGGCAAGAGCGCCGGCGACACAAGGGGUGCCGGGGACGACUCCGACGAGGACAACCAGUGCGCCCUGAGCGAGAACUGGAUCUUCGAGAAGACCACCAAAAGGUGGUCCAGGGUCUGCGACAUCACGCCGGCGAACUUGGAGAGGCUGCAGGAGAUAGCCGCGCAGAACGCGCCGCCAAAGAACGGCUCAGAGGACCGUCUAGAGGCUGAGGAAGCGGAAGACACCAUGCUGGACACUUUGAGGUGCGACAGCCUCCCACCUGGACCAGUUCCCGAGGAACGGUGCCCUCCCUUCCGGAGGACCAGCUCCGAGCGACUGCGAGAUGGAGCCAAAGCCAUCCUGAGGCGCGUCGAGUCCCUGAAGUCCCAACGACGAAAACGCCACAACCGCGACGGGGUCGUCAUCAGCGAACCCCAGGUGCUGGACGUCACCUCGAUGCAGCAGAAGGUGAAGGAGCUGAACUGCGUGGACGUCUUGCCUACAGGCACCGCCCUGACGAACCUCCACGAGCUGGCGUCGUCACCUCGGACGUUGCCUCCAUCGCCGUCUCAGCUUUCCCCCUCGAUAUUGACGAAUGCACCCAGUCCGUUUGGAGACGACUCCUCGAGCUACUGUUCGGAUGGUUCCCAAGGUGGAGGCCCACUGGUCAGUGCACCUUCUUCGAGGAUCAAGAUGAGCCGGGCUCGCAGGCUCCUGCACCUGGAGAGGGAUGACCAGGGUGCCUUCAGCGACUCCGAGUACCAACAGAGCAGAUGGCGACACAGGUGCUUCAAGGACGCUAACAGCAACCACACCAAGGUGCUGGAGUACGUGGAGACCCGCUCGCGGAGUCCCAAGAACUCACCCAAGCCCAUCCCCAUCGGCACCCGCGGGAACAGCCUCAACUUGGGCAAGGAGUCUCAGCGGUACAGGGACAACUUCAAUCAAGGUCAAGAGCGCCACGUGGAGGAGAAGGUGGCGGUCCUGAAGAGGGAAGAGAAGUUUCACGAGAGCCUUCGCCGGGGGAAGGAGGAUGUUCGGAUCGAUGGGAAACCCAUGGUGAAGGAGGUGACCACUUUUAGAGGGAAGUCCAGGUCCAGGAGCUCGGACCUGGCCGGGAGUCAGAAGAGCAGCUCCACCGUGACCAGUCGCGAUUCCGACCAGGACGAGGAGUCACCUAGACACAAGGGAACCGUCGUCAGGUGGCACAGCUUCCAGAGGGGCUCCCUGUUCCCGGAACCGAUGGGAUCCAUCUGCUCCAGGGCCAUGGCCUCCAUGUCCUGCGGUCAGCUUCUGGUCCUCAGGAAACUGGCCCUCCUCAAGCUCACCGCUUGCAUGGAGUCCUACUGUCCAGCUCAUCGCACGGGGUGGAACUGGUACCUGCCUAAGUUCAUCAGGAAGAUAAAGACCCCCGAUUACAAGGGCAAGACGGUAUUCGGGGUACCACUUCUGCUAUCGCUGCAGAGGACUGGAGAGGCUCUGCCCAAGUGCAUUCAGAUCGCCCUGGAGUGGCUGAGGGAGAACGCGCUGGACCAGGUGGGCAUCUUCAGGACCAGCGCCGCCAAGACGAAGAUACAAGCCCUGAAGGACGCGACCGAGGCGCAGGGGGAUAAUAUCAACUUCGAUGGGCACCAAGCAUUUGUCGUUGCUGAUCUUGUCAAGCAGUACUUCAGGGAGCUGCCCGAGGCAUUGUUGACGAACAAGCUCUCCGAGACGUUCAUUGCCAUUUUUCAACACGUUCCUGCUGAACUCCGUUCGGAUGCUGUCCAGUGCGUUCUCCUGUUGCUGCCGGAUGAACAUCGCGAAGCUCUGGAGACCCUCCUGGAUUUCUUGAACCAAGUAGCCAAGAACUCGCCCAAGAACCAAAUGACUGCCCUGAACCUGGCGGUGUGUCUUGCUCCUAGCCUCUUUCACUUCAACCACAGCAAUCCCGACAUCAGCAACAGGUCUAAUAGCGUGUCGCCACGGAGGAGGAAGACAGUUGGCAUUCCCGAUCAGAAGAAAGUGUCCGAGAACAACAAAGCUGCGCUGGACUGUCUGCUAUAUCUGAUUAAGACGCAUCGUGAACUAUUCAUGGUAGGUGCAGUUUCUUCCGAUAUGCUGACGCAGUGCCAUUUUAGCUACAUGGAAGAGAGCGUUCCCGUAGUUCUUGACGAACUGGGAUCAGAGUUGAAGCAAGACUGGAGGGGAUACCUGCGGGAAUGUACGACAGCCUUGUUGAAGGAGGCGCGGGAGAGAAGUCGAGGUUGGGUCACUAUCAAUAAUCCGGCAGACGGCACCGUAGAAAUCGCUUACAAAAAGGUCGGGGACGGACAUCCGCUUCGCCUCUGGAGGGUCUCCACGGAAGUCGAAGCUCCUCCUCAUGAGCUUCUUCGGCGCGUCCUCAGGGAAAGGAAUAUUUGGGAUCCGCAGCUCCUGCGGUUCCAGAUCGUGAAGAAACUGGACACAAAUUCCGAGGUCUUCCAGUAUGCGACGAAGAACAUGAGUCCUCUUCCGGUCAGAGAUUACUGCGUCGUGAGGUCCUGGAGGACCGACCUGCCGAAGGAUACUUGCGUAAUAGUGGAGACUUCCAUAGAAGACCCCAACGCUCCCCUGAUAAGAGGAGGAACCAGAGGCAUCGUCUUGGCCUCUCGUUAUCUCAUUGAACCCUGCGGAAGUGGCAGAUCACGUAUCAUGCACUUGUCCAGGGUGGACACAAAGGGCCGCACUCCGGACUGGUACAACAAGAGUUACGGGCACAUCGCAGCUCUUCAUCUCAGCAAAAUCCGCAGCUCCUUCAAGCACACGGCCGAUGGCCGAGAGAGCAAAGUUUGAGACGGGGCUACCGUGCAGCACGCAAUGUUGCACGGGGCUCGCUCCUUUCCGAAGGAUCCGAAGGGUUAGCGAGGAGGUCCUGGCGUCUUCAAGGAACCCUGCGGGGAAGCUUUCGGGCUCCCACCAAAUUCAAAUUGCGAGAGUCACUCCGAAUAGACUUGGGCUUUACUCCUUGAAGGGGUCAACUAUGAGACCUACGCAGUGCGUUAUUCGAUCCCCGGCAGGUGGAGGCAACGUGAUCCCGAAGAGGACCGAUCGAAUGGAUACUUCUUUCUCUCGGAUCCAUCGCCAGCUGUGUCGUUGCCGUGUCUAGUUGGAUGUUGAACGAAAUUCCAGCAGUUGCGAGGCUAGUCCUUGCUGGAGACGCAUAUACUACGUGUUAACCGUAACGAAUCGUUCCCAAAUAAUGUUCCACCGUGGUGUGUAGAUGAUCGUCGAUAAUCAACCCACAGUAGAGCGCAUUCAAUUAGCAUCGUUGUAGGACGUGAACGUCGAAGCGUCAGGAAUACGUGUUUUAAGUUACAGUUGUAGAAUGCGACCGCCGAGAUUAUGAGACACUUAGGUAGAUCGUAAAUGUUCGAGGCACUUGGAAAUCCUAGAUCCACACUUUUUUUCGUGGAUGCGUUUCUCGGAUUUUCCGGGCAAGUUCUUCCGAUCAUUCGUACGCGGCGAUUGCGCCUGCGGUGCGCGUUUGCGGACUUGUUUUAUACUUCUUUCGGACCAAAUGGCACCCCCGAUUUUUUUUUUUUUUUUUUUUUAAUUGUACGAUAGUAUACGAGGCGUCGAUGAAAGCAAUUAUUUUCCUCGAAGGUUCCGCACCUUAGAGCCACAUUGUGUAGAAGCGCCUACGUAGAUUACGCGAACGUAAGUACCUAUUUCUAGAUGUACCUUAACACGAAUCAAGACAAUAUGUACGCGGUACGUGUGGACACUCGAAAUCGUCGUUUAAGGGUAGUCUGUAAUUCGUAAUUAACAUGACUAAUCAACAAGCGGAAAGUAUUUGCGCCGACAGGAGCAUUCAUUCAUCGAACCGAACGAACUGAAUUCGCAUUCCGGAGGGUAGAUUCGCAAUUUGUCGCAGUAACGUCUGUUUAGAUGGUUGGAAGGUGUCCAAAAUUCUUAGAUCUUAGCCAAACUCGAUGGGUACAAUUGAAUGUCUCUGACUCUCUUCGUGUCUUCUAAACGUUAGGUGUCACUUUGUGCGGAGUACUUCUUUAAAUUCAGGGGACCAUCUCGGGCCCAAGGUAAAACGAGCUGCGCAUAAUACUUUUUAUGGAGAUAAUAUUGUAAACGUAUUUUAACGUAAUACUAGUCACUUACAUUAGUGAAGCCGCAUAUAUAUGAAAUUAAUAUAAAUGUAUAGACCUCUAUUCCAUAGCGUGUACGACGGAAUAUUUAUCGCUGGGCGCCGCAGGCCAGUUAUACAAAUAUAUAUAUAUAUACAUACUAUUUUUGUGUCUAGAAGGCGAUAGAAACGAAACAAAAAAAAACGUGUCUUCAUGUUUGAAAUACGAUCACCUCUAUUCUUGUAAUCAGUUUUUCCUCGAGCUGUAAAUAUGUAUAUUAUUGUACGACGAUGAAUAUAUAUAUUCAUUAAAUGAUGAUUUUCAUUAUUAA
Orussus abietinus is the source of this 7841-nucleotide messenger RNA. It is a transcript of the gene cv-c, whose product is annotated as rho GTPase-activating protein 7. Gene Ontology annotation, biological process: actin cytoskeleton organization; regulation of Rho protein signal transduction; signal transduction. The coding region runs from base 663 to 6224 and encodes 1853 amino acids. The transcript has 16 exons. The record is from RefSeq and is a predicted model, not a curated record. Gene Ontology annotation, molecular function: protein binding; GTPase activator activity; lipid binding. NCBI's taxonomy places the organism in Eukaryota, Metazoa, Arthropoda, Insecta, Hymenoptera, Orussidae.